GAUAUUGUUGUAGAGGACAUUGGUAAACGAAAUUGCAUGUAUUUAUUGCAUCUUGGAAAGAGUGGAUCUCAAAUCCGAAUUCUCCAAUAAUAAGACCAAGUGUGAGCUCUCACUGAGUAUGUGUUGAUGAUGCGAAACAAAAUGGAGACCCUUACUCACACAAGAAUAUUUGCGUCAAGUGGUCGAAAAUUCCAACGACAAAGCAAUAGCAACAUUCACACAGAACAAAUAUAUUGAAAGAGAAAAAAUUUGUGAGCGAAAACCAUAACACCGAAAUCUAACCUCAAUCUCAACGUGUUUUUCAUUUCCGAUUAAAUUUGUACCAAUUUUCGUCAUCCAAUGUCAAAUAUCUCUGCAUUCAAACACAUUCUAGCCAUGAAUGUGUACGCAGUUACAACACACUCAAAUAUUGGUGUCAAACUGUAUCUGAAUGAGAAAAGUGCUGACAUUCAUUUUGUGGCCAAGUUGGCCGAUGGUAAAGAUAAACGAAUUCCUGCGCAUAAACUGUUGUUGACCACCGCAAGUGAUGUAUUCGCAGCAAUGUUCACUGAAUUUUGGCCGGAACAGAAUGAAGUUAAAAUUGUUGAUGCUCCGGCAGCUGCAUUCGAAGAGUUCUUGCAGUUCUUUUACUUGUCAAAAGUUAAAUUGACAAUGGAUAACAUCGAUAAAGUCAUGUAUCUCGGUGAUAAAUACAAUAUCAGUGAAUGUAUGAACGUGUGUACCAAGUACUUGCGCCAAAAUCUUAGUUAUGACAACCUUUUUUUGGCUUACGAACUUGCUAUUCGCUUCAACCAAAAUUGUUUGAAAUCAUUUUGUGAACUAAUGAUCGCCAUCGAUACAAAAGCAAUUUUAUCGUCGAAUGACUUUUUGCAAUAUGACAAAGAAAUUAUCGGCUACAUAUUGAAAAUGAAUACAUUGUCCUGUACUGAGGCAGAGCUGUUUGAUGCGGUAAUGGCUUGGGUUCAAAUUGCAAGUAAGAGCCUCACUCUGACGAAAGAAAGUGUUUCCACUCAUAUUGGUGAUUUAUUCUACGAAAUUCGCUAUCGAUCAAUGUCAUUUGAUGAUUUUGCAGGUCUAUACCCAACAUACGGACACCUUUACACGUUUGCUGAGAAUGCAGAAAUCAUUCAAAUGAUCGCGAAGAAAAAUGUUCAGCCGAAAUUAUUGAACGGAAAUCAUCGAAAACCGUUUAAAUUGAAUGAAACUAACAAGGUUGAAUGUUCUCGCAAAAUUUCAAGUCAGUGGUCGUCACCACGGCCAUAUUACAUUAAACAGGUGGAAGUUACCAAAUUCGCGACCAAUGAACCGCUAUUAUUUUCAGGUUUCAAAUAUGAUCGCAUAUUAUAUUAUAAGAAUAAUGCAUACCAUUCACUCGCCGGAACUUUUGCAAUUAAGAUGACAAUUGUCCAAACAAAGUUGGUUGAUUCGGCAACGUCUACUGACGAAAUCGUGUUUCAAAGUUUAGAAAUUCAUCAAUAUGAACCAAUGAUAUUAUUAUCAACACCAAUUCUUCUCAAACCUGGUUUUCUAUAUGAAAUCCGAUUCAAUAUGUUAUUAGAUAUUGAAAAAUGUUGCACCCGUGUACAAAUGUAUCCGGAAAUACGUUUACAGCCAAAUAUUGUUGUAAGAUUUUUCGACGACACCACUGCGAUCGAUGGACGUGUGUUACGCGGUUUAAUUCAUAGUUUUACUUUUUAUAAAGUUUAAGCAAAGUUAUGUGCCUUUGGUGCUUUUAAUCAUUACAUCAUCAAAUAUUACAAACUAGUAUUAAAUGUAACGUCUCAUUGAAUCAAAUUAAGUGUUUCAGACUUUCAUACUUUAUGUUCUUUCUUACUCGAUGAGGAACAUGAAUAAAAUCAAUGACCAACGAUCUUAGAUUAUAAAGCAGAAAAUAAAAAUCAAACAAGAAACACAUCUUAGUCAAAAUUAAUCAAACCAAACAAAACCAU
Molecule: messenger RNA, 1949 nt
Organism: Contarinia nasturtii (swede midge)
Lineage: Eukaryota; Metazoa; Arthropoda; Insecta; Diptera; Cecidomyiidae
Product: BTB/POZ domain-containing protein 3-like
Exons: 3
Coding region: 340-1707 (455 amino acids)
Molecular function (GO): protein binding
Source: RefSeq, a predicted model, not a curated record